Messenger RNA from Aspergillus luchuensis, 945 nucleotides. Its product is annotated as glycosyltransferase family 2 protein. The transcript is spliced from 3 exons. NCBI's taxonomy places the organism in Eukaryota, Fungi, Ascomycota, Eurotiomycetes, Eurotiales, Aspergillaceae. The record is from RefSeq and is a predicted model, not a curated record. The coding region runs from base 1 to 945 and encodes 314 amino acids.
AUGGAACCAGCCAUUAGACGACUGGCCCAGACGUACGUCGGCCAUGUUCGCCGGGUUAGCUUGUCCUUUUGCACACUUUACAUGGCGCUACGGCUAUCAUGUCUGAUAUGUGCACCUGAGACCAAUUACUGGAUGUGGGUGGUAUUGAUAUUCGAAGCCCUGUGGACUUACCAGUCCCUGAGCAUUGAAUUGCCUAGACAGACAGAGGAAAUGUCAAAACGACUCCAUCUAACUAUGAACCAUGCAUUGCCUUCGGUAGAUAUCAUGCUGCCAUGCUGCGGAGAACCAAUCGAGAUCAUUUGCGAUACCAUACAUGCAGCGUGUGUCAUUGACUACCCCCAAACUGCAUUCCGGGUCCUCAUCUUGGAUGAUGGAAACUCUCUGGAACUACGACAGGCGGUAGAAGAGUUGCAACAUACCUGGCCAAACCUCCUAUACUACAGCAGAGGAACUAAGCCGAGCCAGAAAGUCUUUGCAAAAGCAGGCAACCUGAACUUUGGCUUGUUUGAUAUCCAGGGAGGAAUGGACAAGCCGCCUGAGCUUAUUGCCAUCUUCGAUUCAGACUUUCUGCCUGCUCCCAACUUUCUGCGAGCCACGCUUCCUCAUAUGUUGGGGGAUGACAGUGUUGGAAUCGUAAGUUCAAGGCAAGACUACUAUAAUUUUCCCCAAGGGGACCCACUUGAUCAAAGCCUGGCGAUGUUCUUCGAGGUGAUCUUGCCCAAGAUGGACGAAAUGGGAUCGAGUCUAGCAACAACUUCGGGAUGUCUUAUGCGCCGCGAUUUAGCCGUCCAGGUGGGCGGAUUUCCAACUCUGAAUGAAGUGGAGGACAUCACUCUAUCGUUUAUUCUGCCAGCGUACGGGAAGCGCGUCGUAUAUCUCACUGAAAUGCUGCAACUGGGACGCGUGCCAACCUCAGAUGAUCGCUACACCCUGGGCACCAUCUAG